Messenger RNA from Drosophila albomicans, 1401 nucleotides. RefSeq lists its product as uncharacterized. Lineage: Eukaryota; Metazoa; Arthropoda; Insecta; Diptera; Drosophilidae. The coding region runs from base 298 to 1401 and encodes 367 amino acids. The transcript has a single exon. The record is from RefSeq and is a predicted model, not a curated record.
GUAAGUUAGAGGGAAAGACCGAGCGGUCGCAGACGACGGGCAGCAAGGGUGCGUUUGCGCAACAACCCUUAGGAACGCUCUCAUUUGCCGCCUCGGCUCGGGUAUAAAAACGCAGCCCUCUCCCCGAGCCGAUUCAGUUUGUCAGCGAACGCCGAAAGAAGACGACGACGACGAGAAGUGAAGUGAAGAGACGAGACGAGAGUGAGAGACGAGAGAUCUAAGAGGAGCGGCACACUCCGACACAUAGAACAAAGUUUCACCUAGCCAACAUAAGACCAUAAACCAUCAGCCAUCAAUAUGCUCAAGUGGACAGCAUCAACACAGCGACUGCACGAGCUGCCUUCGACGGCAACACAACAGCCUCGAGCCGCCGUGGUGCGACGUCAGCGUAGACAGCGACGUGCCACGAUUGCCAACAAGGAGAAUGUGCCCAGUGUGGGCUACACAUCCACACCCAUGCCUCUGGAGAGGUUGCGCAACAGUCCGCUGGUCCUGGCACCCCUCAGCGAUAUACGCAACGUCACCCCGGAGUCACGUUCGCCAGCCGGAAGAUCACCGCAGCCACAACAGCAGCGGCAGCCAGCACGUCUGAUGGUGCAAAGUGUGCGGUAUGCAACCACCUUGCCACGUUACGAGGAGGAGUAUUCACCCAGUGCACUGCCGGCGGGUCAGCAUUUGGCAUUGCGGGGUCUGUUGCCCCUCGAUCCGUUCAUGGAGCAGCCACGUUACCUGGCCGCAGCACAGCAGCUGAAGAAGCGCAAACUGGAGGCGGAUUUUGUGGCCACCAUGGAUGCAAGUCCAUCGGAAGCAACUCAAGUUGCUGCUGAGCCAAUUGCCGAGGUGGCCGAGAAGUCAGCGAAACCAGUGACCCGUCCGGUGACCCCGCAACCCUCGUCCACCCAGAUGGGUGAUCAGACGCUGGACAAGCUCAUCGAUGCCAUACUUGACUCCGCCUGCAAAUCGGAUCCGAGCAGUCGCAAAAAACCACGCAAAUCGUUCAAUCUGCGACGUCGCACACUGGUCAAACAGCAACUGGAGUCGCAAUGCCAUGCGGCCAUGCUUUCGCCAUCCUAUGCUGCCGGCGAUGAUCCUGCCAGCGAUCUAAGCUUUGCCCUGCUGCCGCUUCCUGGCACUCCGGAGCCGGCUUCGCCCCUCAACCCGUUGCCACACAGUGUGUUGCUCCAGUUGCCGACGCCGCAGCAAUCAAAUGCUGCCUCGCACUCGGACACCUUUUGUCUGGCCACACCAGUGCGUCCUCUGAAACGUGGUCGUGCCCCAGAGAGGCAAGCGGUCGCAUCGGAUGUUGCAAGUGCCGUGGAGUCGCCACUGAAGCGCUACAAAGUUGAUGCGCGCAACUACUUCGAGGUGGGAUUGGCGCUGCCUUCCUCCAUAUACGUCUAG